Molecule: messenger RNA, 7131 nt
Organism: Acyrthosiphon pisum (pea aphid)
Lineage: Eukaryota; Metazoa; Arthropoda; Insecta; Hemiptera; Aphididae
Gene: Cad74A
Product: cadherin 74A
Exons: 21
Coding region: 282-5531 (1749 amino acids)
Biological process (GO): homophilic cell-cell adhesion
Cellular component (GO): plasma membrane
Molecular function (GO): calcium ion binding
Source: RefSeq, a predicted model, not a curated record
CCGGUGCCGGUUGUCCGCAAGAUAGCUGGUACUUAUUAUUAUUAUUAUUAUUUACCUGUCUCUCGUCUUCCACCGGCUGCGUGACCCCUCAGUGGUUCGGUCUACCUGGAUUCCUGAGGUCGUCGGUUCUCCGUCCGCCAUGUGAGCCCCGCGCGUUCACGUUUCCAACGUCGUUCGUCGAAUGCGAGUGUGUCCGUGCGUGUGUCAUGUUGAUAAUAUUGUCGAUCUGUGUUUGGAAAACUGGUUUUGCGCCAAAAUCUUCAGCGAACGGUCCGUGAACAAUGCGUCCGCCGAUGGCGUAUAACUGGCUUGUUAUUUUAAUCGUAUUUCUGGCAGUUUUCGGCCGGUCAGAAUGCGUAUCAAACAACCGGCCGCCUCAAUUCCUCCCAGGCGGCGACAUGGCAAGGUUUUCCAUAUCCGAAGAUACCCCAGUUGGAAAGUCGGUUUACAAACUGUCGGCAAUUGAUCCCGAGGGAUCGAAGGUGACGUACACCGUGAGUGGCCAACAUCUGAACAUCGAUCGAUUGACUGGUGUCGUCACACUAGCGAAACGUUUGGACCGGGAAACGCUAGAUUCGCUAGAAGUCGUCAUCAGCGUGACCGACGAGCCAAUCAAAGACUCUGAUGCAAAUACGGUGUCUCUGAGAAGAGAAAUAGCCAUCAUCGAUGUCAAUGAUAAUCCACCGGAGUUCCUAGGGAGACCAUAUUCGUUUAGCGUUUCAGAAGACACACGAGUUGGUACCAUAAUAUAUAGUAACGUGACAGUUAUCGAUAAAGACAUUGGAUUGAAUAGCGAGAUUUCCAUGACAUGCAUUCAAAACAAUGAACCUUGCGUGACAUUUAACCUGCUCACCGAAAAAGUGUCCACAGGUACGUACGUAGGUUCUAUCAGAUUGGCACGUCCACUAGAUUUCGACACAGUGUCAUCGUACAAACUCACUGUGAAAGCAUCAGAUGGAGGGCUGAAAAACACUCUAUCGUCCACCGCAAAUAUUUCGGUAGUCGUCAAGGACGUGCAGGACGAACGUCCGGUCUUCACGAACUCGCCGUAUUCGAUCGUGAUCGACGAAAAUACGCCGGCAGGCGUACAAGUACUAAAGGUCAACGCCGAAGACGGUGACGCGGGUUUCAAGAGGCCAGUCGUGUUGAGUUUAGAAGAUGAUUCCCUCGGAUAUUUCACCGUCGAGAAUGAGUCUAACGGAACUGCCUACAUAUUCACCAGCGACAAUCCUAUCGAUCGGGAAAACAAAAUAGUUUCCGACGCCGGUGGUAUUUAUACGUUCAGAUUAAAGGCUACUGAGCUGAUCAACAACGAAUUACCUGGUGACGUCAGCUACGAGAUCGUCACCGUAGUAAUUCAAGAUGUGGACGACGAAAAACCCGAAUUCAAUGAAAGGAGUUUCACGACGUCGGUAUCCGAAGACAUUAGUAUUGGAACUCCAUUACCGGGAUUAAAUAUAAUAGUUAAUGACAAGGACUUGGGGGAUAAUGGAAGAUACGUAUUGGUAAUGAGGACCCAAGACUCCAGAGUGUCUGAUUGGUUUAAAAUUAUUCCUGAGACGGCCUUGGGAAGGUCAACCGUACUGAUUCGUCUAGUUGACAACGAUGGGUUUGAUUACGACGCAGGAGUAACUGACGUAGAAUUCGAUAUUGUUGCUAUGUACCAAGAUAAAAUGAGUGGUGGGUUCAAAGAAGCUUCUGCAGCUCAUGUGCAAGUCAACGUACUCGAUGCUAAUGAUAAUUUACCAAAAUUUGCUCAAUCAACAUACGCAUACUCCAUACCGGAAAAUUUGGUACCUGGAACGAGUAUAGCAAAUCUCACUGCUACCGACAUUGAUAGUGGUAUAAAUGGCGAAAUUACUUACAGUUUACAAGGUUUUGGAAUGGACAAGUUUGGUAGUGAUCCUGAAUUCGGCGGUAUAUAUUUGACUGGCAAGGUUGACUACGAGCAGCAAAGUUCAUAUUCUCUAACUCUCGAAGCGAAAGACGGAGGUAAUCGUUCCACCCACGUAGUUAUUUUGGUUGAAAUUGUAGACGUUAAUGAUAAUACUCCAGUAUUCAAUUCGUUAGAAUACAAAAGAACUAUACGAGAAGGAGGUACUGAAUUUCAGCCUAAAUUCUUUGUUCAGGCAUCCGACGCCGACAGUGGACUCAAUUCUAUGAUUCGUUAUUCGGUCACUAGCUCAAACUACAACGGUGUCGUGAUGGUGAAUCCGAUCACCGGGGAACUGACAUUGAAUUCUCCGGUAAACUCGAGUCACACGUCUCGGGGACAAUAUGAGGUAGUGAUAAGAGCGACGGACCUGGGAAUUCCACCUCUACAUUCGGAUGCAAACCUCUACGUCAGGGUUGGUGUUCCAGGAAACCAGAGGCCCAUGUUCAAAAAUCUCACAUAUUCCGUCACGAUACCGGAAAACACGCCGAGGACAAUGGACAUACUGAGGGUUCGAGCGACUGAUCCAGACGGGCCUGACCAUCUGAUUGAAUACAGCAUGGUCAAUAGUAACGAUAAUUUUCACAUCAAUAAGAAAACUGGAGCCAUAUCUGUGUCAGAACGCGCCAUACUCGAUUUGGACUCAACGGGAUUGUCGCAUUAUCACUUGGUCGUUAUGGCUAUGGACAGUGGGCUGCCUAUCAGAGAGGUUGCACACGCUGACGUGUUCGUCAACGUCACAGACGUGAAUAAUAAACCUCCCAAGUUCGACGAUAAUAUAAGUUACAUAGUAUACGUACCUGAAAUCACGGAAAUAGGCGAAGUCGUGUACAAAGUAAAUGCCGUCGACCCGGAUAAAAAUGCUUCGAUCAAGUAUGCGAUCGUUGAACCAAUUAAAGCGAAUGACAAAACUGGAUUGCCGUUGAAAAACACAAGCUUAUAUAAUUUCAAAGAUGUAUUCAGCGUCAACAAACAUACCGGCGAGAUCAAAGUAAAUUCGGCGCUUAGCUAUCAGAUGGCGUCGGUGAUCGUAUUGACCAUUAGAGCGGUAGACAUGAAUGCCGUCGAAAACGUUCACGAACAGUACGAUGAGGUGGAAAUCACAUUUUUCGUGAAGCCGUACAUGAAUAAAAACCCCGUAUUCACUAAUUCCGGAUGGUCGGCCGACGGUGACUCGUCCAUGUUAAUCGUGCGGGUGGACGAAGAAACGCCAAUUGGUACUGAACUUGUGCAGCUGAAAGCCAUCGACGUGCUUACCAACGAGUCGCUUUACGAUUUCAAGGCUAUCACGGCUGUACCGCGACAAAUUGCCAUGGACUAUGCGGGCAGAGUCAUACUUACAGAACGACUGGACUACGAAACGCUGGAGAACAAGACGUUGACGUUUCAAGUGAAAGUCACUACCGAAGACCGUGAGCGGUCCACUAACAAGACCAUAGUGAUCGAAGUACAAGACAUAAACGACAAUAGUCCAGAAUUUGAAUAUCCCAUUUAUCGAACUUCUCUCGUAGAAUCCAGCCCAAAAGGUACAGUUGUCUUGUCGGUGAGAGCAAACGACAAAGAUUUACCGACGUCCCAAAAUGGUAUAGUCAGGUACCAUCUGGGAGGUGAAAAUUCAAAUUUGUUUACUGUUGAUCCUAUAAGCGGAGAGAUACAAGUUUCUGGAAAUGGUGUAAUUGAUCGUGAAAAAACUCCAAUUUUAAAAUUAAUGUUAUUUGCAUCAGACACGCCACAAGGGGGUCCUCAUCAAAAAAUUUCUUCAGUACCAGUUCAUAUUGAUGUGAAAGAUAUAAACGACAAUGCACCUGAAUUUGAUACUUCAAUCUAUAUUGCAGUAGUAUUAGAGAAUGUAGUUCCCGAAACAAGUGUGUUAAACGUAUCGGCACACGAUCCGGACGAAGGAUCUGCAGGGUUGGUUCAAUACAAGCUCAUCGAUGAACAACAACUUCAUGGUUUAUUCUACAUAAAUCCAAUGAAUGGACAAAUAAAGACUUCUAAAAGAUUAACGGGUAAAGGCCGCUCUGAUCCGUAUGAAAUGAAAAUAAGAGCCGAAGACAAUGGAGAACCUGGAAUGUUUUCUGAUGUUAAGCUUAGUCUAUACAUCAGCGAUAUAAUUGAAAAUGAUGGAGUUCCGACUUUUGUACAUCCAACUGCUGAUGAAAUCGCAUAUGUUUCUGAGAAUGCAUCAAUUGGAUCGUUAGUAUUCAGAGCAGUGGCUACAGAUCCAGACGAUCCCAAUACACUAGAAGGAACAAUUCAUUAUAGCUUUUUAGAAGAGACAAAAGAUUCUUCAUUUUUUUCUAUUAAUUCAGAAACGGGACUAAUAACGACCACGUCAAUUUUGGACAGAGAAAUACAAGACAAAUAUACUCUUGUAUUAGUAGCAAGAGAUUUAGGCGAUGUUCCUCAACAGUCCACAAAAGUUUUCAACGUUAUUAUAACCGACGUCGAUGACAAUAAACCUGUAUUUAAUAGAUCGAUCGAAGAAAAACCUUUAAUGAUGGAAGUCGAAGAAGAGUCACCUCAUGGUACCUUAGUUGGUUUCAUAGCAGCGUAUGACCCGGAUAUCGGGGAUAAUGCAUUGAUUGAUUACAUUAUAACGGAUGGAAACGAGGGUAAUGUAUUUUAUUUAAACUCUUCGAAUAAUGUAGCCGAAAUAAGAGUAAGUGGAGAAAUUGAUAGAGAAUCUGUUUCUGAAUAUGUUUUGACAAUAAAAUGUUUCAAACCUAAAACAAAAGCAUAUAGUUUGCAUAAAUCGUACAACAAACAAGAUCCUAGUGAGAGACAGGUGGUUAUUAAAGUACUUGAUAUCGAUGACAAUUUACCGAAAUUCAUCGAUGAAAAUUUAACUUUAGGCGUUAGGGUAAGCGUUCCUCUUGACACACUUGUGGCUACAAUACAAGCCACAGACGUUGACAAUAUGGCAGAACAAAUCACGUAUCACAUCACAAAUCUCACUUUUGCUCAUAGGCUUGAAAGCCCAAAAGAGAUCAAGAGCUGGCCAUUCUUUUUAGAUCAAUUAAGUGGUCAGAUCAGAACUACAUCUUCGAUGGCAUCCUAUUCAGAAGGUUACUUUAACAUAAUUGUGGCAGCAAUCAACAGCGACGUGCCUGGACGACAUUCUAACACUACAAUCAAGGUGUUCAUUGUAAAAGACCGUGGGUUGUUAAAGUUUGUUUUCACAAGACCACCAAAUGUAGUAGGCCAUUACAUUACUAAAUUCAAAGAAGAAGUCGAAAAAUCUCUAGGGAUACCUCAAGUUAGUUUAAACUUGUAUGACACCCAGUUUUAUUCAAAAAAUGACGGAAGUCUAGAUUUUAGUAGCACAGGUUCGUGUUUUCAACUAGUGGGCCCAAACAAUUACAAUCCAAAAGAUACUAUAUCGUUACUCGAAGACCCUAGUAAUCAUGAGCUGAAAAACGUGUACAAACAUUACGAAGUUAAAAACAUUGAACGAUGUUCCCCGAAACAAGUUAAAUCAGCUGUUACUUGGGUACAGAUAUCGGUGUUAGGUAUUGCAAUUUUCAUUGGAUUCGUAUCGAUUUUUUCAAUAUGCCUUUUAUGUUGUUCUUACAAAAAAUGGAAAAGGCUACGAUAAUAACUUGAUAAAAUAAUAACUAUCAAUUAGACGUGAACUCAGUGAUGUGAGUUGCCAUGUAAAAGUGCUGUGAUUCAAUAACUAUAUAAUCAAAAUAUAUAAUAUUAUGUAUAUAUUUUAAUUUUAUAUAUGACCUAAAAAUGUAAAUAUAAUUACUGUGAUUAUUAUAUUAUUUACUUGCUUUGAAAUGUGUUAAUUUUUUUGAUAAGUAAUUGCUUAAGCAAACCAUUGUUCACCUUUUAGUGUAAUAGACUUAUAGAAGUAAGACAUUAUAAUAUUAUGAGAAUAGAGAAUAAUUAUUAUUCAAUACAACUUAUAAAAUCUACUUUUCACUUAUGACGUUUUCCGGUAUCAAUACCGACAACCGACUCAAGUUCAUACAUAUAUGAGUGCACAAUUCAAUAAGUGAUCGGAUUUCUUCCUUUUAUAUUGCAAUAAAUAUGUUCUUAAUAAGAAGAUUAAAAUUAAAAGCUUAUGAUAAAGCACUCUCGUCUCUCUUGAUUUACUUCAAUCUGUUUCUAAGCAGAGGUUUAAUGCUUAUAACUUAUAUAAUAUAAUAAAGCACAAAAUAUAAUAAUAUUAAACAAAAAUAAUUAUUUUAUAGCCAGGAAAUAAGUUUAAUUAUCAACAUUUUUCUUUAAGUUCAUGAAAAUUAAAAAUGUUUUGUUUAAUUACCGAUAGAAAUAAGCAGUAAAAAUACUGUCUGAUGAGAUAAAUUAUAUAAGUUGAGUGAGGGAAACGUGUUACAUUUAUAUUGUAAAAUUGAUUUUGAAAGUUAUAAAUCCGUCCAUUCGAUAAACGAUUAUGAAUACAGAACAAAGCUAAAUAAAAGUAGAGAACCUGAAAUUUGUUAGUUAAUUAUACUUAUAAAUCUGGCUUUUUUAUUGAAGUCCCCUUCAAUAUUUCCCAAAAUUUAAAAAUUAUUUUCAGUAUACGUUACGCAGUGGUCAUACAUUUAUAGGUGUACUGAAAAAUAAAAUAAUUUCAAUAAUGGCCUUACAAGAUUACGUUUCAUAGAAUAGUCGGAAUUGGGUGAUUUUUUUUUUAUUAUAUUAAUAAAUUAUUUUUUAUUAUUUUAAUUAUAUUAGGAGGACAAUAAAAUGUAUUCAAGUUGUAUUUACCUUCGAUUUUUAAUGAUCUUUUAAAUGAUACUAGAAAAAUUCAUUUCAAAUACACAGAUAUUGUAAUACAGACGUUUAUUACAACAUCGGAAAAUAGAGAUUUUUAUCAAAGUACAGUUUGGUAGGUAAACUACCAUCUUUUUUUCAAAUAAAAAAAAAUAUGAUUGAAAUAUGGCUUUUUUACGAGGCGAGAGGGUUUUCUUGUAACCUAACUUUUUGUACUAAAAAGCCGCGGGUCCCAAAACCCUUAACAUUUUUUUUCAAUUUUUUCUGUUAUUUUUUCUUACAUUUUAGAAAACAGUUGAGAAUUUUAAAAUAGUUUAUAGGUACCUACUUAAAUUAGCUAAUAUAUAUUAAAUUCCCAAUUAAUAAAAUAUUUGACUUCUUGAUGAUCUUUGACUCAAAAAAUGGUCAACAAUUUAAAAUAUAAACCAAUUUCACUCAAAAUCUAAAAUAACAAAAUUGUUAUAAUAAUAUAG